CUUCAGAAGCAGACAAUAAUAAAAAUUUUCUUAGUGAUUUAAUUAACAACUUCGAAUAUGUACCAGAAAAUGAUAUAAAAGACGUUGAAAGCAUGGGAUUAGCAAGCGAAAGUCUUAUGUCUGAUGGAAUUGAAACAGGAAAUAUUGACAAUAAUUUAGACGUUGAUGUAGAAAUUAUUCAACAAUCUCAAAGUAAUCAGAAUAGAAGUGACAAUGUGAGACAGCAAUCUAAUGAAGAUAAUCAAUAUGUAAAGUAUCAACGUAAAUAUAUAACAAAUAGUAAAAAAUGA
Molecule: messenger RNA, 290 nt
Organism: Scutellospora calospora
Lineage: Eukaryota; Fungi; Glomeromycota; Glomeromycetes; Diversisporales; Gigasporaceae
Source: the annotation of a GenBank genome assembly